CGCACGAUUGUCGACCGUAGCGCAUUGGUUUGCGAGCCGCGGCCUACUCGCACAUGCUCUUGUACAGAUUACGCUCUCGCAAUAGUAAACAAAGCCGUCAUUAAAUUUUCUUAGCGAAUGACCGCCCUGUGAAAUUGUUUGAUUGUGAGAACAGACAAGAAAUGGCCCAGAUCGUCAGCGAUUACUACGAUGGGUGCCGGCUAUUCUCGGGCCUUUCGGACUACCUUGGAAUUUCGGUCGAUAAGGUAAAUUUCGUCAUCAGCCAGAUCGUCGCUCUUCUCCUAGCCUCGUUCUUCCGCACCGUCCUCCAUCCAUCGAAGACAAGUGCAGCUACAAGACACGUCUUCGGCUUAGCUUUCGCCCUCCUGAUCGGUUACUUUUGUUUCGGGACACAGGCCGUACAUUUGGCAGCCCUUCCGGCAGCAUGCUACGUAGUAAUCCGAACCCAGAACCCAGAAAUCAUGCAAAGAAUGGUUCUAGCAGUUGCAUUAUUUUAUUUAUCGCUAAUACACAUACAUCGCCAGAUUUACGAUUAUGGGUCGUACAACCUCGACAUAACGGGACCAUUAAUGGUAAUAACCCAAAAAGUGACCAGUUUAGCGUUCCACCUCCACGAUGGCUUGACUAAAAAUCAGGAAGACUUGUCCAAGAGCCAGAAAGUGUACGCCAUCACGAAACUCCCCACGGCUCUGGAAUACUUCAGCUUCUCGCUACAUUUCCCGUCGCUGAUGGCGGGUCCCGUCAUGUUCUACAAGGACUACAUGGACUUCAUCGACGGCAGCAACUUGAAGUCGCCCGUGCUGCAGCACUCCACCGACGGCCAAACCAUCGUGAUCGAACCGUCGCCGCUAAGGGCUGUGUGUAAAAAAGUCUUUGCGGGGGUGGUAUGUGCCGCCAUUUUUGUAAAAUUUUUGCCCAUGUUUCCUAUAAGCAGAGUUAAAGAAGAUGACUUUGUGGAGAACACCAGCGUCACGCAAAAACUCGUGUACCUGUAUGUAUGUACAGCUUUAGUUAGGUUUAAGUAUUACUUCGCCUGGACUCUGGCGGAUGCCGUGUGCAAUAACGCAGGGAUAGGUUUCAACGGGGUGGACGAGAACGGGGCCACCAAGUGGGACAAAUUCUCGAACGUCGACAUAUUAGGGUUCGAGUGUGCCUUAAAUCUCCGUGACGCGAUCGCCUCUUGGAACCUCGGUACGAAUAAAUGGUUGCGAAUGGUUGUGUAUGAACGCGUGGACAAAUACUCGAUGAUUUUAACUUAUUCUCUGUCUGCCAUCUGGCACGGUUUCUACCCCGGCUACUACAUCACGUUUACGAACGGGGCCUUCUUCACCCUGGCAUCCAGAGUGAUGCGCAAAAGAGUGAGAAACUACUUCCAAGGAAAUGCCGAAACGAAAUUCUUCUACGACGCUGCCACCUUUGUGACGACACGAAUUUUGAUGGCGUACAUGGUGUACACAUUUGUCCUGUUGGAAUUUUGGCCUUGCAUACGUCUGUAUAUGUACAUGUAUUGGUGCCUUCAUUUGGCCGGACUGGCGACGAUUUUCAUUGUGCCUAUUGCGAUUCCAAAGACUGAAGCGGGACAAGUUGCAAAAAGUUCUAUCGCACAAGCUUUUGUCCAAGCGAGACCUAUAACCAACGGUCUGUCACGUCACCAUGACUGAUCACAUUCGAUUUUGUAAAGCUUUAAUUGUCAUGUAGUGUGUUAUCGAUGGUGUAGUUUUUAUUUGUCACUAAUAAAUUUGUUAUUUAUU
This is a messenger RNA of Zophobas morio, 1751 nucleotides long. It is a transcript of the gene oys, whose product is annotated as lysophospholipid acyltransferase 6. Gene Ontology annotation, cellular component: membrane. Bases 162 to 1661 code for a protein of 499 amino acids. Gene Ontology annotation, molecular function: acyltransferase activity. The transcript is spliced from 9 exons. Lineage: Eukaryota; Metazoa; Arthropoda; Insecta; Coleoptera; Tenebrionidae. The record is from RefSeq and is a predicted model, not a curated record. Gene Ontology annotation, biological process: lipid modification.